AUGCAGAAAGAAAAGGUUAAACCAGAGUUCUAUGAACUCCUAAACCAGAGAGUAACUCACCAAACAAAUUUUCUCAAUACAGUUAAUAAAUGUGCUGUCAACUUCAGUUCAGAGGACAUUCCAAAUGGCAUUGGUUUUGGAGGAAAAGUAAAUCACUUAGGAUUAUUCAUCUCAGCAAACUUUGAUCAAGGACAUACAUUUUCAUGUUCAACAUUUGGUAACCCCUGCCUCUCCAAAACCAAUAGGAUAAUACCUGAAACAAUAGAAUGCUGGGGAGUGACUCAAGGUGUACAAAACAAGAAUGAUGGUGUUAAGGGAACUGUACUCGAGAGGUUUAAGGAAGACCGGCAUAUGCUCAAUAUGGUAGGACUAGCAAAUUCGAGCGAGUAA
This is a messenger RNA of Vicia faba (fava bean), 390 nucleotides long. The record is from the annotation of a GenBank genome assembly. Lineage: Eukaryota; Viridiplantae; Streptophyta; Magnoliopsida; Fabales; Fabaceae.